Molecule: messenger RNA, 2208 nt
Organism: Pogona vitticeps (central bearded dragon)
Lineage: Eukaryota; Metazoa; Chordata; Lepidosauria; Squamata; Agamidae
Gene: GLS2
Product: glutaminase 2
Biological process (GO): L-glutamine catabolic process
Molecular function (GO): glutaminase activity; protein binding
Source: RefSeq, a predicted model, not a curated record
UCUCUUUCCCCGCCCUCGGCAUCCCUCCCUGUUCUCUCUUGCCAAGAGCCCGAUCCUGAGAGGUGGGGGAAGCAGCAGUCGCAGUCGCAGCCGCAGCCGCAGCCAUGCAUUCCCUCCGGGCUGUGCCCAGGAUCCUGCAGUCUCGUGAGACCCAUUGCUGGUGGCAAAGAGGGGCGGGACACCGGCUGGAGAUAGUGGUAGUGCCCGUGGGCUUCGGUAGAGCCCGCUACUCCUCGGCUCCAGGCAGAGAGGCGGUGAUGAUGAUGAAUGGCCGCCACCAACUGUCGCAGCAGCACCUCACCGACCAGGAUCUGUCGGAGAAUGGAAUGUUGCCACGUCUUAGUGAUCUUCUCUUCUACACGGUUGCUGAGGGACAGGAGUGCAUUUCCAUUCAUAAAUUCACCAGUGCCUUGGAAGGUACUGGCCUUUGGACCUCAGAUCCACGCCUGCGUGACUGCAUGAACCUGAUGCAAAAGGCAGCACAAGAUCCCAGUGCUGGUGGGGUACUGAACCGGGAACUUUUCCGUAGGUGUGUGAGCAGCAAUAUUGUCCUCCUGACCCAGGCCUUCCGGAAGAAAUUUGUCAUUCCUGAUUUCCAGGAGUUCACAACUCAUAUGGAGAAGAUUUUUGAGAGCACCAGAGGACUCCGGGAAGGCAAGGUGGCAAAUUACAUCCCACAGUUGGCAAAGUGUAACCCAGACAUCUGGGGAGUAUCUCUUUGCACAGUAGACGGACAACGGCAUUCCAUGGGCCACACCAAGACACCAUUCUGCCUCCAGUCAUGUGUCAAACCCCUGAAAUAUGCUGUUGCUGUUAAUGAACUAGGUACCAAGCGAGUGCAUCAGUAUGUCGGCAAAGAGCCCAGCGGGUUGCGUUACGACAAGCUCUCUCUCAAUGAGGAAGGGAUUCCCCACAACCCGAUGGUUAAUGCAGGGGCCAUUGUCAUCAGCUCUCUCGUCAAGAUGGGCUGCAAGAAAGCUGAGAAGUUUGACUAUGUAGUGGAUUAUUUGAAGAAGAUGGCAGGAAAUGAGUACGUGGGAUUCAGCAACACCACGUUUCAAUCAGAAAAAGAAACGGGGGACCGGAAUUAUGCCAUUGGGUACUAUCUCAAAGAUAAAAAGUGUUUUCCUCGUGGUGUGGACAUGAUGUCAGCCCUUGACUUGUACUUCCAGCUGUGCUCUGUGGAAGUGACCUGCGAGUCUGGCAGCGUCAUGGCAGCCACCCUGGCCAAUGGCGGCAUCUGUCCUAUCACCGGCGAGUAUGUGCUGAGCGAUGAAGCUGUCCGCAACACCCUCAGCCUCAUGCAUUCCUGUGGCAUGUAUGACUUCUCCGGGCAGUUUGCCUUCCAUGUGGGUCUACCUGCCAAAUCUGCAGUCUCUGGAGCCAUCCUGCUAGUGGUGCCCAAUGUCAUGGGAGUCAUGUGUCUCUCCCCUCCUCUAGAUAAAGGUGGCAACAGCACCCGAGGGAUAGGAUUUUGCCAGGAACUGGUCUCCUUGUUCAACUUUCACAACUAUGACAAUUUGCUGCACUGUACCCGCAAGAUGGACCCACGCCGUGAAGGAGAUGAAGUUCGAAACAAGACUGUUGUAAACCUGCUGUUUGCUGCCCACAGUGGUGAUGUAUCUGCCCUUCGGAGAUUUGCUUUGUCAGCCAUGGAUAUGGAGCAGAAAGACUACGAUUCCCGCACAGCUCUCCAUGUUGCUGCAGCUGAAGGACAUCUGGAAGUCGUGAAGUUUCUGGUGGAGGCCUGCAGAGUCAAUCCCUUUGUCAAAGACAGGUGGGGGAACAUUGCCUUGGAUGAUGCUAUCCAGUUUAAUCAUCUGGAGGUGGUGAAGCUGCUCCAGGAUUACCAAGACACCUAUGUACUAGGACCUCGGCAGGAUGAGGAAGCAGCUGAAGAUCUUUCCAAGGAGAACUUAGAAAGCAUGGUGUGAGAAUGACAGAGAUACCAUAGAAGAUUUUUGCAUUGGCUGCAUAUUCUCAAAAAAUACACAAUUGUCACUUGUCUUUUCUUGAGAGGGAACAAGCAGAACGGUAGACUUUCUGGCACGAAGUAUAUCUCAAGUAUACAUAGACUUGAGGCAGGAAGUAUAUCAUUUUGUUGAGCCUCUCUUCUGUUGAACAAUGUGCAGUGUUUCUCACACACACACUCCAUCAAUGUAGGGCCUUCUUGUUUGUUCCAUAGACAAGCUUGGUGUGUGGUGACAC